Messenger RNA from Cyprinus carpio (common carp), 2047 nucleotides. Its product is annotated as cell adhesion molecule 1-like. Gene Ontology annotation, molecular function: signaling receptor binding. Gene Ontology annotation, cellular component: synapse; plasma membrane; neuron projection. The record is from RefSeq and is a predicted model, not a curated record. Lineage: Eukaryota; Metazoa; Chordata; Actinopteri; Cypriniformes; Cyprinidae. Gene Ontology annotation, biological process: cell recognition; susceptibility to natural killer cell mediated cytotoxicity; detection of stimulus. The transcript has 9 exons. The coding region runs from base 1 to 1164 and encodes 387 amino acids.
AUGUGUCCCGUUUCUCUUUACGCUUGCUCAGGAGCCGCUCAGACCAUAUCAGCGCAGGGUCAGAACCUGGUGACGAAUAAUGUCUCUGUGGUCGAGGGCGAGACAGCCAUCAUCAGCUGCCGGGUGAAAAACAACGACGACUCCGUCAUCCAGCUGCUCAACCCCAACCGACAGACCAUCUACUUCAGAGACGUUAGACCGUUGAAGGACAGUCGGUUUCAGCUGGUUAACUUCUCAGACAACGAGCUUCUGGUGUCGUUGUCCAAUGUGUCACUCUCGGACGAGGGACGGUACGUGUGCCAGCUCUACACGGAUCCUCCGCAAGAAGCCUACGCAGACAUCACUGUGCUGGUUCCACCAGGCAACCUAAUCUUAGAGUCCCGCGAGGAAAUCGUGAGCGAGGGGAAUGAGACCGAGAUAACCUGCACCGCCAUGGGCAGCAAACCUGCUUCCACCAUCAAAUGGAUGAAAGGAGACCAACCACUGCAAGGUGAGGCGACUGUCGAGGAGUUAUACGACAGGAUGUUCACUGUCACCAGCCGGCUCAGGCUCACCGUCUCUAAGGAGGACGAUGGAGUGGCCGUCAUCUGCAUCAUUGACCACCCAGCCGUGAAGGACUUCCAGGCCCAGAAAUACCUGGAAGUGCAGUAUAAACCAGAAGUGCAGAUUGUGGUAGAAUUCCCUGAGGGUUUGACCAGAGAAGGGGAAAAUCUCGAGCUGACAUGCAAAGCUAAAGGAAAACCGCAGCCUCAUCAAAUUAACUGGCUCAAAGUGGAUGAUGAUUUCCCCUCCCACGCCGUGAUUACUGGCUCUGAUCUCUUCAUCGAAAACCUUAACAAGUCCUACAACGGAACAUACCGCUGUGUGGCAUCUAACUUGGUGGGAGAAGCCUAUGAUGAUUACAUCCUUUAUGUAUAUGAUUCAAGAGCAGAUGGAGCGCCACAGAAAAUUGAUCACGCCGUCAUCGGCGGCAUUGUCGCGGUGGUUGUGUUCGCCAUGCUUUGUCUCCUGAUUGUUCUCGGACGAUAUUUUGCAAGACACAAAGGUACUUACUUUACCCAUGAAGCCAAAGGAGCGGACGAUGCCGCAGAUGCAGACACUGCCAUCAUCAACGCAGAGGGGGGACACAACAACUCGGAUGACAAGAAGGAGUACUACAUUUAAACUCUGACUAGAUCUGCUAGCUUCCUGUGCUGAACAGCAAACUGUGGACUGCUGGGUUGGGAGGUAGGGGUUGAGGGUUUCUAUCAGGCUGGAUUCACACCUGUGCAGCUGAAGAGACGGUGAGGAGAAGGUGCUGCCAUCGAGACGGACGGGGUGUGGGAUGGCAGAGCACUAGGAGAGCUCAAUUUUAGACCGCUUCACCAUCCAACACCUCCUGCUGGGGCCGGUUUUGUUCAGUUUAAACAUUUGCUAAGAAUUUUGUGCCUUGUUCUGUUCUUACUGAAGUUCCCACUUUCAUCAGGACACCCACAAGCUACUGUCUCUCGAACGGUCUGAACCCACAGUUAUUUUGUUUUCGUUUCAUUUCAGUUUUUAAUUGCCAGCACUAUCUCACGCCGUUCUGUCUGCAGGUCUGAAAGAAUGCCACACACAAAGUUUCGAUGUAAGAUUCGGUCACAGAACGAUCGCUUGGGUUGUUUUCAUGGAUUGAUUUCAAAGUAAUUUAUUUGGCAAACUGCCUGUUGCUCUCCUUAGUCCCUUAGAGAAGAUAGAAACACUUUUGUUGUGACCAACAACAUUCAGCAGCAGUAUUGUGUUGCAUUAUUUAUUAGAUAUACUGUAUGUGAUUAUAAUCGGCUUGUGUUGAUAUUAGGGCUGUCAAUUGAACACAUUACUUCAAUACCAUUAAAUAUAUAAAAAAAAGUAAGUAAUGCCCCUGAUCCAUAUAUAAAUGACAUUAUACAUUUUUGUCCAAUCUAUUUAUUUAUUCAAAAUAAUUCUCUUAUUACUAGGCAUAAUCUUUUAAUGUUUUUAGAAGACAAUAUGAAAACUACUGCACUGUUUAUAAAUAUGUGGGGGAAAAAAUCUAAAUCAUGUGGCACAU